Pipra filicauda (Wire-tailed manakin) is the source of this 2139-nucleotide messenger RNA. Its product is annotated as dysferlin-like. The record is from RefSeq and is a predicted model, not a curated record. The annotation marks the transcript as partial. The transcript is spliced from 16 exons. Lineage: Eukaryota; Metazoa; Chordata; Aves; Passeriformes; Pipridae. Gene Ontology annotation, biological process: macrophage activation involved in immune response; T-tubule organization; plasma membrane repair. Gene Ontology annotation, cellular component: cytoplasmic vesicle; T-tubule. Gene Ontology annotation, molecular function: calcium ion binding; calcium-dependent phospholipid binding.
CGCCUGCCCAAGGAGAGCCUCUACAGCCCCCCCAUCGUCAUCAAGGUCCUGGACAACCGUCCCUUCGGGCGCCGGCCCGUGGUGGGACAGUGCUCCGUGCGCUCCCUGGAGCCCUUCCGGUGGGAUCCCUCCGGCCAGGACACCGCCCGGCCCCCCGGGCACGGAGACGACGUGAGCCUCACGCCCGGGGACGACGUCCUCAUCGACAUCGACGACAAGGAGCCCCUGCUCCCUGUCCAGCUUGCCGAGGGCGUGACCAGCUCUGCACUAAUUACCCUCCCUCCCGCCGGGGCCCCGCCUCCCAAGAUCCCGUGGGAGGAAGAAUUCAUCGACUGGUGGAGCAAGUUUUACGCUUCCAUAGGAGAGAGGGAAAAAUGCGGCUCCUACCUGGAGAAGGGCUUGGACACCCUGAAGGUCUACGAGACGGAGCUGGAGGAGCUGGAGGAGUUCGAGCACCUCUGUGACUUCUGCCACACCUUCCCCCUGCUCCGGGGCCGGAGCCGCGACUGCGGCGACGACCCCUCGGUCGUGGGGGAGUUCAAGGGUUCCUUCAGGAUCUACCCCCUUCCCGAGGAUCCGCGUGUGCCGGCGCCGCCCCGGCAGUUCCGGCAGCUCCCGGCGCGGGGCCUCCAGGAGUGUCUGCUCCGGGUCUACAUCGUCAGGGCCUUCGACCUGCAGCCCAAGGACCCCAACGGGAAGUGCGAUCCCUACGUGAAGAUUUCCGUGGGAAAGAAAUCCAUCAACGACCAGGAGAAUUACCUGCCCUGCACCCUGGAGCCUGUCUUUGGGAAGAUGUUCGAGCUGAGCUGCACCCUGCCCCUGGAGAAGGACCUGCGGGUGGCCCUGUACGACUACGACCUGCUGUCCAAGGACGAGAAGAUCGGGGAGACCGUCAUCGACCUGGAGAACCGUUUCCUGUCGCGCUACGGGGCGCGCUGCGGGCUGCCCCAGACCUACUGCGUCUCCGGGCCCAACCAGUGGCGGGACCAGCUCCGCCCUUCCCAGCUGCUCCACCUCUUCUCCCUGCAGCACAACUACAAGGCUCCCACCUACAAAUCCGACCGGAUCAUCUUCAGGGAUCAGGAGUACGUCCUGUCUGAGCAGGGUAAGGGCACUGGGAGCUUUUGGGAUAGCGGAGUUUCCUUUGUCCAGAGCAAGGGGUGGCUGGUGGGGCACGAGGAGAACAAGCAGAAGACAGACGUGCACUACAGGUCCAUGGGGGGAGAGGGCAACUUCAACUGGAGGUUCGUCUUCCCCUUCGACUACCUGCCGGCCGAGCAGAUGUGCCACGUGGCGAAGAAGGAGCAUUUCUGGAGCUUGGACAAGACAGAAAACAAGAUCCCACCACAGCUGAUCCUCCAGAUCUGGGACAACGACAAGUUCUCCUUCGACGACUAUUUGGGCUCCAUCCAGAUGGACCUCAACAGGAUGCCCAAACCUGCCAAGACGGCCGAGAAGUGCUCCCUGGAGCUGGUGGACGACACCCUGUCCUCCAACCACUUCGUGUCCCUCUUCGAGCAGAAAACUGUCAAGGGCUGGUGGCCCUGUGGGGCUGAGCAGGACCACAAGAAGAUCCUGGCGGGCAAACUGGAGAUGACUCUGGAGAUCGUGGCGGAGCAGGAGCACGAGGAGCGCCCGGCUGGGAUGGGGAGGGACGAGCCCAACAUGAACCCCAGGCUGGAGGAGCCCAAGCGCCCGGAAACCUCCUUCCUGUGGUUCACCUCCCCCUACAAGACCCUCAAGUACAUCCUGUGGAGGAGGUACAAGUGGAUGCUGAUCCUGCUCAUCCUCCUCUUCAUCCUGCUGCUCUUCCUGGGGAUCUUCAUCUACUCCUUCCCGAACUACGCUGCCAUGAAACUGGUGAAACCCUUCAACUGAGCGGGGCCGGCGUGGGAGCUCCGGGGAUUCGGGAACUGGGAUUCGGGAGUUGGGAUUCGGGAUUUGGGAUUUGGGAAGGACCUGCGGCUCUGGAUCCCGGCAGAGGGGGGAGAAGGACCCCCCUCCCCCAGGCUCUGGACGGCUCCCAGGAUGGACACACCAAUUCCUGGCUGGAGAAUCCGCCUGGGAAUGUCACGGACCCAACCCUGCCCGGGGAGCUCUCGCUGUGCGUCCUGCUCGGGUGCAUUUGCUUGGAUCUUG